Symbiodinium natans is the source of this 951-nucleotide messenger RNA. NCBI's taxonomy places the organism in Eukaryota, Dinophyceae, Suessiales, Symbiodiniaceae. The record is from the annotation of a GenBank genome assembly.
AUGGACUGCAACCCUCCUCGUGAGGACUUGGGCAUCUUCGCUGAUCCAUCCGAAGUUCCCUUCCGUCGCCCUGACGGAUCUACAAGCCCCGGAGACUCCGCCGCCUUCUACGCCAGUUCGUCCGUUUCAUCGACUUCAUCCUUCAACUGUUGUUCUGAAGGCGAAGACCACGGCUCCAUCACCUCCACCCGCUUCUUCGUCAUCAAGCUCUUCAACUCAGAGGCCUUUGCCGGCUCCAAAGCCUUUGUUAACUCCAUCGGCUUCAUUGUCAUCAGACAUUCCGGCUCCGAAGACUCCACCGAAAGCUCCGCCUCGAAGUUUGUCAUCAGGCAUUCCGGUUCCAAAGACUCCACCGAAGGCUCCGCCUCGUGUGCCGGAACCUUCGCAUCCUCCAUCGGCUCAGGUGCUGCAUCGUGUGCCGGAACCUUCGCAUCCUCCGUGCUGGACUUUGAGGGUGUUAAGGUGAAGCUUACGGAACCUGCUUUCGAGAGAUUCUCCUUUGGUUUGAGCUUGGAUUUUCACGGAGUGUUGGAUCGAUAUCACAAGAAGUCGACAAGCUGGACGGAUCCUAGGAACACUAAAAGGCACGUGGUUGAGACGACAGUGAAUUCCUGUGAUACGCUUUUCACGCAGAUCGGGGAAUCGCCUAUUUGCCUCAUUUUCAUUACGAGGAAGGCCACUGGUCCGUUGGGGAAGCGUGCAGUGCUGGAACAUCUGGCAAAGGAGGUUGAGCUCCCCAUCAUUCACGUCGACGACUCUGCGGAUGUCUGUGACGAGUUGGCGGGCUCUGAGCACGUGAUUCCUCUGCAUAUUGCCAUUCCGAAGAGAUCCAAGGGGAGUCGUGGACAGCGCACUAUUUUUCCGCGUGCUCCCGUGCCUUCCUUUGACAGCUUUCCGGAGUGUACUGACGCUAUCAAAGGUCAGGUGCGGAAGUGGUUUCCGGACGCCUAA